Messenger RNA from Aegilops tauschii subsp. strangulata, 555 nucleotides. RefSeq lists its product as uncharacterized. Gene Ontology annotation, molecular function: nucleic acid binding; RNA-DNA hybrid ribonuclease activity. The record is from RefSeq and is a predicted model, not a curated record. Lineage: Eukaryota; Viridiplantae; Streptophyta; Magnoliopsida; Poales; Poaceae.
AUGCCCAUCUCACUCGGCGUCCGUCGCCUGCUGGUCUACGGCAACUCAGACUUGGUGGUCAAUCAGGUGAUGAAGGAAUGGGAUAUUAGGAGCCCAGCUAUGGCUGGUUACUGCAAUGCAGUGAGAAAACUAGAGAAGAAGUUUGAGGGGUUAGAGCUCCACCACAUACCCCGAAUCAAGAAUCAAGCAGUCGAUGAUCUGGCGAAGAUAGGUUCCACUCGGAAACCUAUUCCCAGUAAUGUGUUCUUGGAGCAUCUCCACACUCCGUUAGUUCAAGAAGAUCCUUUUACAGAGGAGCCCCUGCAACCGAUAGGUUCAACUAAUCCGACUGAGAUUGAAAUCCCACAUGUAGUCGGCCUGAUCAUGGAGGUUUUAGUGAGCACUCCCGACUGGACGGUGCCAUAUAUUCCAUAUCUGCUCAGGCAGGAGCUUCCAGAGGAUGAAGAUGAGGCCCGCCAGAUCAUCCGCAGAUCCAAAGCCUUCACGCUGAUAAGUGGGCAACUUUACAGAGGAAGUGUUACCGGAGUAGCUCUGCCGGAAAGAAUGGGAGAGUGA